Messenger RNA from Mesitornis unicolor (brown roatelo), 466 nucleotides. Its product is annotated as insulin-like growth factor I. Gene Ontology annotation, cellular component: extracellular region. Gene Ontology annotation, molecular function: hormone activity. Lineage: Eukaryota; Metazoa; Chordata; Aves; Mesitornithiformes; Mesitornithidae. The record is from RefSeq and is a predicted model, not a curated record. The annotation marks the transcript as partial. The transcript has 2 exons.
GCUGUUUCCUGUCUACAGUGUCUGUGUAAUGUAGAUAAAUGUGAGGAUUUUCUCUAAAUCCCUCUUCUGUUUGCUAAAUCUCACUGUCACUGCUAAAAUCAGAGCAGAUAGAGCCUGCGCAAUGGAAUAAAGUCCUCAAUAUUGAAAUGUGACAUUGCUCUCAACAUCUCACAUCUCUCUGGAUUUCUUUUUUCUCAUCAUUACUGCUAACAAAUUCAUUUCCAGACUUUGCACUUUUAAGAAGCAAUGGAAAAAAUCAACAGUCUUUCAACACAAUUAGUUAAGUGCUGCUUUUGUGAUUUCUUGAAGGUGAAGAUGCACACUGUGUCCUCCAUUCAUUUCUUCUACCUUGGCCUGUGUUUGCUUACCUUAACCAGUUCGGCUGCUGCUGGCCCAGAAACACUCUGUGGUGCUGAGCUGGUUGAUGCUCUUCAGUUCGUGUGUGGAGACAGAGGCUUUUACUUCA